This is a messenger RNA of Vanderwaltozyma polyspora DSM 70294, 246 nucleotides long. RefSeq names its product Coa4p (gene COA4). The transcript has a single exon. The coding region runs from base 1 to 246 and encodes 81 amino acids. Gene Ontology annotation, biological process: mitochondrial respiratory chain complex IV assembly. Gene Ontology annotation, cellular component: mitochondrial intermembrane space. NCBI's taxonomy places the organism in Eukaryota, Fungi, Ascomycota, Saccharomycetes, Saccharomycetales, Saccharomycetaceae. The record is from RefSeq and is a predicted model, not a curated record.
AUGUCAGAUUACUAUAACCAAGCUUUAGAAAUAUAUAAAGAAGAACAACAAGAAGCAGCUGUCGAAGAUACUGAUGCUUGGGACAAACGUAUCGAUAAAACUGGCUGCUAUGUAGAGAAUUUGGCUUUGCAAUUAUGUCACGCAGAUACUAAUGACUGGAGAAAGUGUCUAGGUGAAAUGAAUGCUUUCAAAAAUUGUUGGCAAUCAAAUGGUAAUAAUGAAAGAACUUCAACAAAAGAUGUAUAA